AUGACCAGCGCUGACAACCUGAUCCUAAUUAACCGCUGUACAGAUCCACCGGUAGUGAGGUUGACCAUUGGUCGAGGACUUGACCCUUCGGCGAUCAAGGAGGGCGCUGAUGUCUACUUCACCUGCCGCGGAACGGAGGUUUUGCCACAGAAGAAGGAGGACGGCGGUGUGCUGGUGACGGAGGAUUCGCUGGUUCUGCAGAAGGUAACCCGUGACGUGAGCGGGCGCUACUCCUGCAGGGCCACCAAUGCUCGGGGCUCCCACACCAGCAACGCAGUGCCCCUCGACGUCCUCUACGAGCCGCGCUGCGUGAUCCGGUCCCGCGUGGUGACGGUGACCCCGGGGGACAACGUGACCCUCGAGUGCGACGUGGACGCCUUCCCCUCGCCCAGGCGCUUCUCCUGGUCGCUCAACACCACCAAGGGCCUGCACGUCGUGCCCAAGGACGAGUACGAGGUCUCAGGGAGCAGCUCGAGGUAUCAGUACUCGACUCCCUUGACUCUGAAGAAGACGAUCGCCCUGUGCUGGGCCAUCAAUGACCUGGGCACUCUCCAGGAGCCCUGUAAAACGACCCUUGUUGCAGCAGGAUCCCCUGAUCCCGUGGAGGAAUGCGUGGUCGUGGAGCAGAGGUCCUCGCUCAGAGUGUCUUGUGAGCCAGGAUUUGACGGCGGAUUAGAGCAGCACUUUAUUGCCCAGGUGGUGGAGCCAGUGCGCAAGCGCGUGGUGGCGAACGUGUCGGCCGCGACGCCCGAGUUCAGCAUCGGCGACCUCGCCCCGGGACUCGACUACGUGGUGCAGGUGUUCGCUUACAACAAGCAGGGCAGGUCGACCCCCUACCUGCUCGACGGCUUCUCGCUCAAGGUCGCCGAGAACCGCAUGGCGGGUCGGCCAAAGGAGCCUCGCCGCUUCUGGCUCUUUUCAUCGGGGUCGUGGCCGCCUUCGUGCUCACGCUUGCCGUCAUCAUCGCGGCCACGAAGCUACGCUGCCGAGUUCGCUUGCGGGCGCGAGGGCGCGAGGAGGCGGCGGGCGCCUCGCGCAGCGAUGACAGCGAGGACGAGGAGCUCCAGGCGCGCGACGGAGGGAAGGCCGGGGACAGCAGGAGGAGCUCGGCGGAGGUGAAGCUGAUGUCUGUCGUGCGGCAAGAGGAGCACGCCUUCGCGGAGGACAAGCUCAAGCAGCGGCAAGGGCCGGCGGUUCUGCACGCACAAGAUCCCGGCCGAGAGUGCUGUCAUUUCGAUACAAAAACAACGACUGAAUCAUUAUACAGCACAUGCAGUGGGCACAGGUGUGGGCUCGGCUGUCCGUCGCGAUCUUCUAUCCUGCUGUCCUCCUCCCUGCCCGCGUCCUCCCAACCUGCCUGCUGCGCUCCGGCGUGCGGGUCCUGCGACGUCGGGCGCGGGUCGCUUCCCAUGGGCGGGGGAGUGAACUAUGUUGGUGGCUCCGCAGACGCCUCUGGUGGGCUGCUGAGCGUGAUGAGUGGAUCUGCCAGCAUGUUAGGUGGAAGUAUGAGUUUGGUGGGCGGUCCCGUGUGCCCGAGGAGUAUAGUGGGAGCGCCGUGUGGGUCGCUGGAACAUCCUCUGAGCCAAUCAUGGCACCAGUAUGGCGGCCACUUACACUUGCCGGCUACCUCCCUGCCUCGUGACGCUGGAGUGGCCUGCACGCGGCGCCCGAGCGAGAGCUUUGUAUGACGGCGGAAGGAGACUGCCGACCACGUGGCUGCGGCCACGAGGCUGUCUGACGUGUAGAGCCGUCCUCGGAGUCUAGAACUCUCUGGAACACGUAGUCGGAGGAACGUUGUGACACGAGUUUCCACACAAAAUGUGAUAAAUUUCUGAAAUUUUCGCAUAAUGGAAUGCAGUGUGUUUAUAAUGGAUUUUAAGAAAUUGCUCUGACUUCCAAGUUUUCGUCCCCUCCG
Messenger RNA from Penaeus monodon (black tiger shrimp), 1915 nucleotides. RefSeq lists its product as uncharacterized. Lineage: Eukaryota; Metazoa; Arthropoda; Malacostraca; Decapoda; Penaeidae. Gene Ontology annotation, molecular function: protein binding. The record is from RefSeq and is a predicted model, not a curated record.